Helobdella robusta is the source of this 2124-nucleotide messenger RNA. RefSeq lists its product as hypothetical. The record is from RefSeq and is a predicted model, not a curated record. Gene Ontology annotation, cellular component: trans-Golgi network. The transcript has 13 exons. Lineage: Eukaryota; Metazoa; Annelida; Clitellata; Rhynchobdellida; Glossiphoniidae. Bases 1 to 2124 code for a protein of 707 amino acids.
AUGAUAUCUCCUGAUUUCAGCCAAACUGCUGAAGAUCAUGCUAGUCUGUUAGUUUUAGUACAGCAACUAGGCAAUGAUAUCAAGCCUAAAUUAUUCCAAAAAAUAUUUGAUCGCUUGGCAUUGCUUGACACAUUUAGCAUUGCAAAACCAGCUCGUAAAAUUUCUUUCAAGUACAGAAAAAGUUACAGCAGGAUUGAAAAUUCAUGGGGUUCUUUUCAAGCUCACAGGAAAGUUUUAGGGUUAAUUACAAUAGGUCAGUGUGGUAACAAAGUUGCAACAGAAAGUGAAUCAAAAGAAAAUUAUGAUUUUGAAAAAUUCCUAAUUAAAGAGCACCAGUCAGUAAAAGAUCAUUAUGAAGAUACUUUGUUAGAUUCAAUACUUAUUUUAUUCAAAAGCGAACAAAGUUCUGAUAACAGUCCAAACAGUGAAGCAGAAAUGAUGUACAAAAAUAUUAUGGCAUGCACUGAUCUAGAAGUUAAAAUGCAGGACUUUUUUAAUUCUUUGUUUUGGGUCCUUGAGAGCAAAAGACUUGAUCGAUCGCACGAAAGGUUGGACCAUCUGGUACUUUACAUGGCACCUUUUGAGAAAAAAGAUUCAGGAAUAUUUCUUGAUAUUGAGAGCAGAUCAUACAAGAAGAAAUGCAUAGGGCGCUAUAGAAAACAUCUCGGUGAUCUGUGCCUGUUGGCAGGUCUACCCGGGGAGGCAACACUCCACUAUCAGACGAGUCUCGAGCUCCUCAAGGCAUCCAAUGAUUGGAUGUGGAUUGCUGACACACGAGGACAAACAUGCACACCCACACACACACACACACACACACACACACACACACACACACACACACACGGAUACACAACACAUACGGAGACACACGAGGACAAACAUGCACACAUUCCAGUGUCAUCACUUCAAAGUGGGUUGGACCUGGCAAACGCCAGAAGCAAGUUGGCCCAACAUCCGCUGGAGAACAUGCACGAAGAUAUUCUUAUCAAUUAUAAAGACGCUGUCAUCAAUUACUGCAAAAUAAAAGAAGCUGGCUUGAUAGAGCUAGAAGCCAGUUUGAAGGCCUGUAGAAUAUUAUCCAUGUACAAGAGGGUCAUCGAGGCAGCUGACUUUCUUCAAAAUGUCAUCAGGAUUAAUAUUACAAUUGCUGAGCAGGACAAGAUUGAGCAGUUUAGCACUCUGUCAUCAUUAUACGACGGCCUUGGCCUCAAGAGAAAAUCCUCAUUUUAUAGUCGCAUAGCCGCGAUGCUAUGUGUGGUUCCAGUCAAUCCGCAACCAUCUUGGCAACUUUGCUAUCGAUUGUUGCUGCAGUCAUUUCCUGGUUUCAAGUUGUCACUGGAUCCACGUGACAUGAGUUCCGAUCUUCCAGACGGUUGGCCUUCUUUGAAACUUCGAGUCUUCCACGAAUUAAUAUACGCCGCCAGGAAACUCGGGGACCCUGCCGUACCUGUCAGACACCUCUGCCUCCUCCUACACACGAUGUUCCAGCACCUAUCCAUGCAGGAGCGUGUCGAGUUGUGUCACGCCCUCAAGUCAUACACGGACAGCUAUCGACCUUCACCUUACUCUAUGGCCCUUCAAAAUGGCACCAUUCUCCCGCCAGUUGCCAUGACUUUGAUUCCUGUUUUGAGGAAUGUCGAAAUUCUCGACCUUGUGCCUCUCUACCGACCAUCAAAGUUUAAAAGGUCAAAGUUGAAUAGUUCAGGAGUCAUGGUGAGAGACGAUGCUGAUUCAAAACCUGCUCACCCAUUCAUCUACAGCCCCUUCAUGGAUGCCAGCAAUCAGAAUUGGAAGAACCACAAUUCUAACUUGAAACAAAUUUUGAAUUUUACAGACGUCACGUGGGUGAACGGCAACUCUUGCGAGAUCGAAUUAUAUUUCAGCAAUUUAUUACCUAUCGAUCUUCUCGUCGAACACGUUGACAUCCUCUUUGAGGGGGCAGAGGUCAAAGUUCAUCCCGUGACCUUCACCCUACCUCCAUUUGCUGACCUUGUGAAAAUCAGGAUCCUAGUGGAUCCCGUGUCUGCUGGCCAGGCCGCCGUUAUUGGUCAGUUGUUUAUUCGUUUUUCUAUUGGUCAGUCAUUUAUUCGAUUUUCUAUUGGUCAGUUGUUUAUUUUCUAUUAA